AUGUUACGUGAGCAGAUGAAUGAGUAUUUGGAAGUGAGUCGGGAGAUAGUCAAGGUGAUGGUGUCGGACACUGCAGCCGGAGCACUGAAGAAAAGUCUAGACAGGCAGGAGGCGAUGAUCGAUACUCUCCUUGACACUGAAACAAAGGCUUCACAGCUCAUUAGAGGUAACUACACUAAUUAUUGAUAAGCAUUGGUUUGAUGUGUGUGUGUGUGUGUAUAUAUAUAUAUAUAUAUAUAUAUAUAUAUAUAUAUAUAUAUAUAUAUAUAUAUUAUAAUUUUUUUUAUUUUUUUUACUUUUCAGUAAAGUAAGAAAAGAACUAGUGGACUCAUUUUCAAACUAGGCUUAAACUGGAUCUUUUGCCUUUGAUUUAUUUUUCAAUGAGUUUUACAGGUUUGGGAAUGUUUUGUAUGUUUUUACAUUUGAAGGAACACUAUAGGUCACUAGCACAAACUAUGGUAUUGUGAAACCAAAACAGAAUUUUCAGUUUUCAUACUGCUAGGUGUACGUCAUUCAUGCUUGCAGUCUCUCCCCUCUCACAUAAAACUCGUGUACCGUUUCCUUGCCCCAAUAUCUCCCCUCUCGGUUCUUAAAGGGACUCUCCAGUGCCAGGAAAUAAUCAGUUUUUCUGGUACUGCAGGUCCCCUCCCACCUCCCAUCCCCGGUUGCUGAAGGGGUGAAAACCCCUUCAGUCACUUACCAAAGGCAGCGACAUGUCCCACGUCGCUGCUUCUUCAUCCACCGCCGCUCCUCCCCUUCAUUACGUCAGCCGGGGGGGGAGACUGAUCCCGCCCGCCGGCUGGGGAGACCUAAUGCGCAUGCGCGGCAAUGCCACGCAUGCGCAUUAGACCUCUCCAUAGGAAAGCAUUUUUAAUGCUUUCCUAUGGGGAUUUUAGCGACGCUGGAGGUCCUCACAAACCUGUACUAGAAACCAGGAAGUGCCCUCUAGUGGCUGUCUAGUAGACAGCCACUAGAGGAGGAGUUAACCCUGCUAUGUAAUUAUUGCAGUUUAUGAAAACUGCAAUAUUUACAGUUGCAGGGUUAAGGGUAGUGGGAGUUGGCACCCAGACCACUCCAAUGGGAGUGUCCCUUUAAAGGAAGAUUUUUAAAACUUGCAUGCAUUUUCUUUGGGAGUAUAUUUAAAAACAGCCUGCAAAAUCUGCUGACCUGCAGCCUUUGCAAGUCUUCUCUUAUUCCUAGCACAGGUUUUGUCGUUCCUGGAAAUACACCAAUCAGAAGCUUCCCAGUGAGAGGCUGCGAGCUGUAUUACAACUCAUUGAGAAUGGGGAUGCAUGCGAGUGUUAUCCCAGCGCGGCUGCCACUUCCACUAGCUCUGUGAGGUUAACAGAAGGGGAAGAACACCUCUCUCGUUGUCUCAGUGACAGCCAGGGAUGUGUUUCUGCCCUGUUAUAAAAAUGCUGACUUUCUAUUGAAAUUGCCUAUUGUAUGUGUCUAGAGGCUGUCAUAUUUGUGACAAUUUACAGCAAGAUGAAGUGUUUGAUGUGUCUUGAGUGUUCCUUUAAAGGGAAACUCGCUUCCCAGGUUUUUUAAUAUUAUGUAUACUUGUUUCUAUAUAUACUGAUAAAUAAAACUUAUGGGCAUGACAUGAUAUAAGGAAACAAUAAAAAGAUGAUCUAGCAAGCCAAACAUAAAACCAAUGUUUAGGAGAGGCAGCAAACCAGAAAGAAAAGGGAUCCCUCCUAAACCCUUUAAAUAAAUAUAAACAAAAACCAAAAAGAAAAAAAGGCUGCUAAAAAGUUAGUACGAAAAGUUAGUAAAAUAUCCAAAAACAUAAAUUAAGUACACAAAUAUAAACAAUCAAUAUGAACUGUCCAAAGUGUUUGGGUAAAUUCUGGUCUUUUAGAUAAAAUAUAGUACCGCUGGUAGCGGAACAAAAUACAGAAGAAUUUCCCAAGUAGACGGUUAUUAUAGUAAAAAGGAGACGAGAUGACGAUCCAGUGAUUAAAGAAAUCCGUAUGGAUAUGUAAAAUAAAUUGACAUGAUGAUAACAAAAUAAAAACUUUUCUUUCAGCUCUCAUGUCUGUGGAGGAGGAGGUAGCACACACCCUUUUAGAUACAGAAGAAGAGAAGCAGAAGACUUUAACCAAACUGCAGAAAAUUGAGAAGGAGCUACGAGAUGCCUGUGAGAAGAACGCCUCCCUGGAAACAAACUAUAAAUAUCCUUUUGAGCUCUAAUAAACAGUGAAAGCGGACAUAGUAAGCACAUCAUGUCUGUGACAUCACACUUUAGGAUGACCUUAUCGACGACCUAUUUUUUUAUCUGGAAAGGUACCGAUAGCUCCCUUAAACCUUUUAUUUUAGAACACCUCAACCAGAAUGACAGAGGCAUUGUUUUAACCUCAGAAUCUAGCAAAGAAGAAAUCAGCUUUUUAGAUGUAAAUUUUUUUAUUAAAGAAGGAAAAUGAAAUAAAAAAACUUUUUUUAAAAGAAGUGUGUACUAACACAGUCAUUGAUCAAAAUAGCUGUCAUCACACACCUUGGCUGGAAAGUGCUCCUAAACGCCAAUUUUUAAGACUAAAAAGAAAUUGCACACUCAACGAAGAUUUUUAUGAACAAAGCAACAUUUUAAAAAAACAAUUUUUUUAGAAAAACACUAUCCAGAGGACAAAUUUCACACCAUACUUACUAAAAUCAAGUCUAAUGACAGGAGUAGCCUGCUGAAAUAUAAAAAUAAAAGUAUUAAUACUACCCCAUCUAUCCCCAUAAUAUUUGACUAUAAGAAUAGGGACAUAAGGAAAACGAUCCAGAAACGCUGGCACAUUUUAUCUGAAGACCCCGUUCUCAAUAAGAUCAUUCCAGAAAAACCCAACAUCAUUUUUAGAGGUGCUCCUAAUUUUAAAACUCUUUUAACCAAAAAUUUCACUAAGACUCACACAAAAAAAACACCAUCCACUCUGUCUAAUGUUAAAGGUUUUUUUAAGUGCAGGAAAUGUAUCGUCUGCAAGACUACCCAAAUGUCAGUCCCUAAUAAGAUCACUGAAUUCAAAUCUAAUAUUACCAAUAUAAGUUACAAUAUUAAACAUUUUAUCACAUGCUGCACUAAAAAUGUUAUAUAUCUACUGGAGUGCCCUUGUGGCCUCCAGUACGUGGGCAUGACGUCCAGAUUUUGAAAAACUAGGAUAUCCGAGCAUUGCCGUAACAUCAGGAACGGAUUUGAGAAUCAUACAGCGUGUAAGCACUUUUUAACACAUCACCAAAAAAACCCUAAUGUUCUUAAAUUCACCCCUAUCCAAAUAUGUAAUAUCCCAUGGAGGGGUGGCAAUAUAAAAAAAUAUUCUGGGAAAAUCAGAAAUGGAAUGGGUUUUUAACUUGAAGACAUUAACCCCUGAAGGUCUAAAUGCAGACUUUGACCUUUUUAAUUUUUUAUAAUUGUUUAUACUGGUGCUUUAUGCUAUAUUAUAUUAUUAUUCCCUUUUUUUCUUAAUAAUAGUGUACUUUUAUUAUUAUUCAUUACCCUCUAUUUAUCUGUGUAUAGGGUCUAUUUUAUUUAUUUCUCAUUUUAUUUUAUUAGCUCCUAUGGCUUAAUCAAUCUAUUUUUGUUUUCAUAUGGAGUCUGUAUGUUUAUAUAUGUUUCACUAUUUCACCCUGCCCCUAUCCCCCAUCACUAGACUAUUUAACUCCUUUGCCUUUAAGUAAAAUGGCCACCUACGUAUUCAUCCCACUUCCCUGCUAUUUUCUAUCCCCCUUCUUGUUCCUACGAGAAGAGUGAUUACAAUCACUCCCUCCUACUUUCGGCCGCUUAGGACCACCCCCUCUUCCCUCUGAUCACGUCCUGCAAACUGACACGAUCAUAACUACACUCCCCACCCUGCCCUGCGGCGCUCACGGCAAUCUGCCGGCUCCGCCCACCUCCUGUCACUCUAAAACUCCCUCUCAACCCACUCCCGCGGUUAAAAAUGCUCGUGACUCUUUAUAUUAUUGCUGAUUUUUGUUUAUUAUCUUUCAUUGUCCAACUUAGCGCACCCUGUAUUUGUUGUAUCUUGUACACUUUAGGAUGCCCCUAAAAUUCCUCAUGAAUAAGUGAGGGUGUAUGUAGGUAAUAUUUAUUUUGCCAUGGAGAGAUGGAACAUAUCUCGUCCAAAUACAGGGUGACAUAGGAAGGAGGACAUGGAGUCUGUCCCCUCCAGCACAGGGUGACACAGACAGGAGGGAGCCAUGGGACAUGCAGUCUGUCCCUCCCAGCACAGGGUGACACAUACAGGAGGAAGCUAUUGGACAUGGAGUCUGUCCCUCCCAGCACAGGGUGAUACAGACAGGAGGGAGCCAUGGGACAUGGAGUCUGUCCCUCCCAGCACAGGGUGACACAGACAGGAGGGAGCUAUGGGACAUGGAGUCUGUCCCUCCCAGCACAGGGUGACACAGACAGGAGGGAGCUAUGGGACAUGGAGUCUGUCCCUCCCAGCAAAGGGUGAUACAGACAGGAGGGAGCUAUGGAACAUGGAGUCUGUCCCUCCCAGCACAGGGUGACACAGACAGGAGGGAGCUAUGGGACAUGGAGUCUGUCCCUCCCAGCACAGGGUGACACAGACAGGAUGGAGCUAUGGGACAUGGAGUCUGUCCCUCCCAGCACAGUGUGACACAGACAGGAGGGAGCUAUGGGACAUGGAGUUUGUCCCUCCCAUCACAGGGUGACACAGACAGGAGGGAGCUAUGGGACAUGGAGUCUGUCCCUCCCAGCACAGGGUGACACAGACAGGAGGGAGCUAUGGGACAUGGAGUCUGACCCUCCCAGCACAGGGUGACAUAGACAGGAGGGAGCUAUGGGACAUGGAGUCUGUCCCUCCCAGCACAGGGUGACACAGACAGGAGGGAGCUAUGGGACAUGGAGUUUGUCCCUCCCAUCACAGGGUGACACAGACAGGAAAGAGCUAUGGGACAUGGAGUCUGUCCCUCCCAGCACAGGGUGACACAGACAGGAGGGAGCUAUGGGACAUGGAGUUUGUCCCUCCCAUCACAGGGUGACACAGACAGGAGGGAGCUAUGGGACAUGGAGUCUGUCCCUCCCAGCACAGUGUGACACAGACAGGAGGGAGCUAUGGGACAUGGAGUUUGUCCCUCCCAUCACAGGGUGACACAGACAGAGAUACAUAUAUGAUCCCUCCCUUCACAGGGUGACACAGACUUAAAGGCUCUUGGGGACAUGUAUGAGAAAUUCAGACUUGAUAGUCCAUUUAUCCGACUUUCUAUUAAAUGUGACUUACCUUUGCUCCCGCUUCCAGGGGUAAAUUUCAAUAUUUUUUUUUCCUUAAAUUUUAAUACAUUCUUAAAAAAAGAUAUGGAUGACCUGAAGGUAAUGGAGGAAGAGAUUGCAGACCUGGAUAAAGAAUCAAAUGAAGAUACUACUGUAAUAAUACCAUCUGCACUGUGCGUACCUUUUCCAGGUUUUUUUAUUUGGAAACCUCUUUGUUAAUGUUAGUCACUGAAGUGUAAAUUUCAAAUUGUAGGUUAAAACUUCCUAAGUGAAUGAAUAGCAAACUUGGAGAAUUUUUCCAUUUUGGCCUACAAUUUGAAAUCGAUUUUGAAUUCACUGUUUGAAUUGACUAGUUUCUAGGUUCUGCUGGUCCUUUCUAUCCAUUCAGUGUUAAAUAACGGUCUGUGACCGGCAGCAGUGGAGUUGUGGCUAAGGCGUAGAUUACACUUUUUCUUCUAGCCAUGCCAAUUUAUACCACCAUUUGGCACUGUGAUAGGUCGAAAGUGGUCAGCUGACACUCGCAGUCAAUCACAGCCAUCCAGUACUGCUGGGGCUGCUUCAUCAUUAGCCAAAGCAGCAUGGAGGGGAUGGGCUGCUGGAGACACUUGUUUAUCAGUAAAACAUUAAAAACGGGAUGGUACCAGGGGACUCCAUACACAAUAACUGCUUCAAUGAGAUGAAGCAGUUGCAGUGCCUACAGUGUCCCUUUCAAAGAGUCUAACACAUUGUCUAUUACAAACCGUCAAGAGGAACGGGCAAUGUUUUGUCCCACUCACCAAAUAGAAUCCGAAUCAUUAAAUGUGUUGUCCUGUUGAUAAGAAUGCAUUCAGUGCCAUUAAGCAGCCUUACACAAACCAUACAGAUCUUCUUAAUUGUUAUUGUUCAGUCAAUGUGUGGUUUAGAAAUUGCAUCUAUAUGGCAUGUCAGAGCUGUGUUUAAUAUAUCAGCUGUAAUGAGCCAGUGUGAUUCGCAAAUCUGAUACAUAAAUAUGGUGCAUUAUAUAGAAUGGUGGUCAUCAUACUAAAUUAUGUUUUCUAUGUUUAUGAUUAUUUAUUCUUUGUUUCACUCAUUGUCUGAUAACAAUCAACUGAGUUGUAGAGAGGGUGGAGAGAGGUGCCUAGCAGAUCCCAGUUAGAAGUAAAACCAUUCUAAAAAUAUUUGAUUCCUUAAAUGCUUCUUUGGAGUGUUUAUUUAAAUGACUAGUCCAUACACAUAAUGUAUGUGUGAAGAAUAUCACAUCCUAAUUGCACUUUAUAAAAGUGAGAAAUUGGCACUUAUAUAAAUCAGGAAACACCUCCCUAAAUGUCAAUCAAACAGCCACGGAGGUUUUCCUCCUCUUCAGUUAGCUCCACUAAGUGGCAGGCACACAAUGCUAGAGUGCGCCUACCUUCUCCCACAAGCAUCACAAGCUCCAUUUUACCUAGACCUCCCAGGGCUCCCCCUUCACUGAGCAGGAAAGUGCGUGUGUGUACUUGCAACUCAAUCCUUUUGGUAAUUUCCUUGGCACAGAUGCUGGGAAAAAAAGGGGAGUGCUUGUAAAGGCUGGAGACAGAAGAUUAAUAAAUGCAUGCGUUUGGGGGACGAGGGGGUGUUCCUUUAACCUGCCUGGGAUACCAUGAUAUUAUAGUGAUGUUUAACACUUUGUGUUUUCUUUUUGCAGGUAUUUGGCAAAACUGUUUCAUAACGUAACAAAGAUUGACUGGGAUUACAACUGUGACUCCACUCUCAUUAAAGGCAGUAUCCUUACCACCAUUUGUGGUUAUUCCCACAUUCACACAGCUCAUGAAAUUCCUAACUUGCGCAUGCUGUCACUGUACAACAUUCACAUAUAUGAGAGCUGUUCGUGCAAUGUGCCGUUAUGCAUGUGUCUGACAGAAUGCAUACUGGCACAGAUCCACAUGCUGUUCAGAUUGCCAUGUUCCGAAGAAUUUUCUCACAUUAAAGGGUUAUUCCAACCACCAUGAGCACUUCAGUGAUUUGAAGUGCUUGACAUACUGCUCAUGCAGAUUUAUUAUUAAUUGUGUGCUGGGGGCUAGUUGCACCUCAGCAUACGUGCCUUGGGCAGCCUGGAACAGAGUUCUGGACUUCCUAACCUCAAUUCUGUGCCUGCAAGGGGAUGAUAGUUGUUCCCUCCCUUCCACUGUGCGCUCCCCUCUGCUUUCCUUCAUAACUUGUAUUUGUUGGUUUUUUAAAUUAAAAUAUCCCUCCUCCCUGACCUUGCACGCAUGCGCUCUAGGCCGGCAAAACGGCUUUUCUAUGAGAAGCCUGUGAUUAGACCAUACGAGUGCCGGGAUGACGUCAGGACUAAGAUUAAGGUAAGUGUUAAAGCUUUUUACAGGGGGGCUAUUUCAGAAAAAAACAUAUUUCUUAUUAGAGUUGGAGUACACCAUUAAGUAGAAAACUGUUUCUCAGUAUCAAGUUUCUGGCCAACCAUACUAUAUUGUGGAGGGUUGAAUGAUAUGUAUGUCUCCCUGUUUACACCCAAACGGUUUUGAAUGAAAUCACUAGUCAUUAAGACUCGAUUUAAAUCAUGAUUUUUAAACAUAAAGACUCCUUUUUGCUGGUUUUUAAUAUUUGUAACCAGAAUAAUAACUUUUCCGGUUAUUUUAGUAAUAAAAUAACAUAGUCUACAAUUUUAAUGAAAAUGUUUACCCAAUCAGUUACCUAAAAGAAGGGAGUAAUCACAAAACCUAAAUAAUUGGACAAAAAGUGAAAACAGAUGGAACGCAUAUAACUUGACAUUAAAAAUAUUAAUAUUAAAAUCCUGUGCUCAUACCAAUUACACACAAAAUAUUACCUAAUUCUAUUAGUUAGCCACCAGUGGGCAUCCUUGGGAACUGAUUAUCGUAGAAAAGCCAAUAUGUCCUGAUUUAUUGGCUGUUGUUGUGAUUUAUAAAGUGCCAACAAAUUCUGCAGUGCUGUACAAUAGUUGGACUAACAGACAAGUAUUUGCAGCAAGACGAGUAAGAUGCAUUGGAACAGAGGGUGUUGAGGGCCCUGCUCAAAUGAGUUUGCAUUCUAGCGGGAGUGGGAUAAAGAGACACAAAAGAUAUGGUUACGUUGUAUUUCAUGUAAAUUGAUAGACUAAUUUACAAUGAAGUGUUAGUUUUAUGGAUGACGGUUGCAGCCUGGUUUACCAAGAUGUGGGGAAGGAACGCUAUUAACAGUUUAAUUGAUAUGCUCCUAGUCUGUAAUGAUUUUUGGACAGGUUGAGUUUAAGGAAGUGGGCAGCCAUCCAGUUAGAAAUAGCAGAGAGGCAGUCAGUGACACGAGUCGAGAGGAAUGGCGAGAGAUCAGGAGAGGACAGAUAGAUCUGCGUGACGUCCGAAUAGAAGUGAUAUUUGAAGCGAAAGGAGCUGAUAGAUUUACAGAGGCAGGCAGGAAAAUAAGCAGAGCCAUAAUUAAAGAAAAGAAAAAUCCAACUGCUAACAUUUCUAUCUUAUCCAAUAACACAAGGCUAAUAUAAACUGCUCCCCUACACACAUCUUGCAUAGUGCUUGUCAGCGGUAACUACCACAUGUUUUGCGUAAUGCUCAUAGUUACAAAGGAUGUAAAGAGACGUGUUUAUCAAGUUCAGCCUUCCUCAUCCGGUUAGUUGGCAUGAAUAAACAAGUUGCUAGUGCUGUAAACUAUAGAAACCUCUCCAUCUAUUGGAGAUAUUUGAAUAUGUUUGUAAGGGACAUUAUUUCUGAUAAUUUGGCGUUAUUUCUGACUACAUUAAUUUUUCAUACCAUUUGAUCAGCAAAUUGGCACGGCACAAACAAUUUUCAUGUUUCCAUACUUUCCUUGACCAGAAAAAAAAAUCUUCAGUCCACUACGGAGGGGAGAUUGCUCAGCCAAUCAGUAUUGACAGCACCCAACACUCCCGAAUUUUCAUUUGUGAUUAUCUAUGGAGCCUUCUGUCAACGGACUGGUGA
This is a messenger RNA of Pelobates cultripes (western spadefoot toad), 9129 nucleotides long. NCBI's taxonomy places the organism in Eukaryota, Metazoa, Chordata, Amphibia, Anura, Pelobatidae. The record is from the annotation of a GenBank genome assembly.